Messenger RNA from Scheffersomyces amazonensis, 1841 nucleotides. RefSeq lists its product as uncharacterized. The transcript has a single exon. Lineage: Eukaryota; Fungi; Ascomycota; Pichiomycetes; Serinales; Debaryomycetaceae. The record is from RefSeq and is a predicted model, not a curated record. The coding region runs from base 54 to 1724 and encodes 556 amino acids.
GCCAGUGAAAAGCAGUCUUAGUUUAAAGUUUGAAGUAUUGGGAGGUAGUGCAUAUGUUUCGACAAGUAUUGCGCCAGAGAGUUAAACCACUAAGUUUUUCUGCGCUCAAGUGGUCUCCACAGAUAACUAGACUGUUUACUAAAUCAAUUCGAGUUAAUAAGCCAAUUAUAGAAUCAAGCAUAUUUCCAAGAUCUAGAAUUUUAAAAUCAUUAACAAUUGUAAUUGGAGUCGGAGGUUCGGUAUAUAUUAUAGAUAAGUAUGCAUAUUCAUCAUUAAUUACAAGAUCAGUUAGAGCAUUAUAUGUAUUACUUUGGAUUGCUUAUGAAUAUGGUUUGAAUACUGCUAGUUAUAGUAAUAUUAAUGAUUUACAUGAAAAAUGUGCUGAAAGUUUACUUGAUUUGUUAAUGAAAAAUAAAGGUUUAUAUAUUAAACUUGGACAAGCCAUUGCAAAUCAAGGUAGUAUUUUCCCAUUAGCUUACCAAAUAAGAUUUGAAAAGAUGUAUGAUGAUGCUCCUAUAGAAUCUUGGAGUAAAAUAGAUAAUGUAUUAAAACAAAAUUUAGGGGCAAAUUAUGAAUCGGAAAUAUUUGAACUGAUUGAUCAUGAUCCAGUAGCUAGUGCAUCUAUUGCUCAAGUUCAUAAGGCUGUACUUAAGGGGAGUGGUGAAAAAGUUGCAGUCAAGAUUCAACAUAGUUAUAUUGGUAAUCAGAUUGUUAUUGAUCUAUUCAUAUAUAGAUUUAUGGCUAAAAUUUAUGAAAAAGUCUUUGAAUUACCUAUGAGUAUGUUUACCUCGUAUGUAUCUAAACAAAUGCAAUUAGAAGUUAAUUUCAUCAAUGAAUUGGGGAACGCUGAAAAACUUAGAGAACUACUUGAUAAUGAUCCUACUUUAUCCAACAUCAAUGUCUAUAUUCCAAAGAAUUAUCGAGAUGUUUCUACUGAACAAAUUCUUGUAAGUGAAUGGAUUGAAGGUAUUUCAUUAGUAGAAAAGCAGAAAUUACUUGACUUGGGUUAUAAUGUACUGUUAAUGAUGAAACAAUAUUUAACUAUCUUUGGAAGACAAAUAUUCAAAUAUGGAUUUGUUCAUUCUGAUCCUCAUCCUGGUGAUUUGUUGGCUAGGUUUGAUAAGAAUGGUAAACAACAAUUGGUUGUUUUAGAUCAUGGAUUAUAUAUUCUGUUACCAGAUAAAUUUAGAGUGGAAUAUUGUAAUUUAUGGAGAUACUUAUUCCUGUACAAUAAAGAAGGAAUAGAAGAUAUAGGUAGAAAUUGGGGUAUUCAAGCUAUUGAAUUAUUUUCAACUUUAGUUCAACUUCGUCCACCUGUAUUGGAUCAAACUAAAAUAGAUAAUGAUAAAAGAAAUGUUAAUAGCUUAUUUCAAGAUUUCAUAGGUGAUGAAAGUCGAUUCCCACUUGAGUUAUUAUUUUUAGCUCGAACUAUGAGGAUGAUUCAAACUCUAAAUCAAGGAUUUGGUAGUCCCGUUAAUAGAAUUAAUUUAUUAACUAAAGCUCUGGUAGAUGCACUAGCCACCGAAAAAUCAUUAAAAUUUAAUGAAUAUUUUGAUGUAAUCCUAAUUAGAUUAAAUAUAUUCUUUAGUGGACUUAUCUUUUUCCUUAUAAGACUUAGACAAGUUCUUCUAGGUGAUAGAUAUGGUGGAAAGGGUAAAGGUUUUGAAGAUUAUAUAGAGGUAUAUUUGCAAAAUACUGCAAAAUCUUUAGGCAUAGAUAUGUAAAUAGCACCCAUUUUUGUCUGUGUCUCACUCUCACACUUUUUUUCUGUUCUGUACAUAGUUUAAAUUUUUAGUGAUGCUCUGCGCUAACCAAAAUAAAAAAAUCUGAAAAAUUUCAAU